AUGCGCACGAUCAUUGCUGCUACGGCGCUUCUUGCCUGCCUCAGCCACGCAGCUCCUCAUCAAUCUCAUUCCCAACCCAAAGGCGACAUUGACCUCAAUUCCAUUGCACAGCGUCAUGGAAAGUUGUGGGUCGGUACCGCGGCCGAUAUCCCUGGAACGGCUGAGACGACCGAUGCUGCGUACUUGAAGGUUUUGCAGAAGAACUUUGGCGAGAUGACGCCUGCCAAUGCUAUGAAGUUCAUGUACACAGAGCCCGAGCAAAACGUGUUCAACUUCACUGACGGAGACGAAUUUCUCGAGGUGGCUGAAAAGUAUAAUGCUCGUGUACGCUGUCAUAAUCUGGUCUGGGUGAGCCAGCUUUCGGAUUUCGUCACGUCUACAAAUUGGACGGCUGAAGCUCUUACGCUGGUGAUGAAGAACCAUAUCUUCAAAACUGUUCAGCACUUUGGCCGACGCUGCUAUUCAUGGGACGUGGUCAACGAGGCCCUCAAUAGCGAUGGGUCAUUUUCGUCUAGUGUCUGGUACGAUACCAUUGGGGAGGACUAUUUCUACCUCGCCUACAAGUAUGCUCAGGAGGCUUUGGCGGAGAUUGGCGCCCAUGACGUGAAGCUCUAUUACAACGACUACGGCAUUGAGAACCCCGGAACCAAAGCGACUGCUGUUCUCGGACUUGUCAGCGAGCUACACAAGCGUGAAAUUCGUAUUGAUGGUGUUGGUCUGGAGUCACAUUUCAUUGUUGGGGAGACACCUUCCCUUGCCGAUCAGCUGUCCACCAAGAAAGCUUAUAUCAAGGCCAACUUGGAUGUUGUUAUUACUGAGCUUGAUAUUCGCUUCGCGGAAACUCCUUACUACACUGCAACUGUUCAGCAGCAACAAGCCGCUGAUUACUAUACCAGUGUCACCAGUUGUAUUCAGGCUGGACCUCGCUGCGUUGGUAUCGUUGUUUGGGACUUUGAUGAUGCUUAUUCUUGGGUGCCGGGCACCUUUGCGGGUCAGGGUGGUGCUGAUCUCUUUAAUAGCACUCUUCAGGCCAAGCCGGCUUAUUAUGCUGUUGCGGAGGCUCUAGAGGGGAAAACCUGCAGUGUAUGCUAG
Messenger RNA from Penicillium atrosanguineum, 1092 nucleotides. RefSeq lists its product as uncharacterized. Gene Ontology annotation, molecular function: hydrolase activity, hydrolyzing O-glycosyl compounds. Gene Ontology annotation, biological process: carbohydrate metabolic process. Lineage: Eukaryota; Fungi; Ascomycota; Eurotiomycetes; Eurotiales; Aspergillaceae. The coding region runs from base 1 to 1092 and encodes 363 amino acids. The transcript is spliced from 2 exons. The record is from RefSeq and is a predicted model, not a curated record.